Messenger RNA from Salvelinus sp. IW2-2015, 774 nucleotides. NCBI's taxonomy places the organism in Eukaryota, Metazoa, Chordata, Actinopteri, Salmoniformes, Salmonidae. The record is from RefSeq and is a predicted model, not a curated record.
AAGAAGAAGAAAUCCAAAAAGAAGAACAAGAAACACUCUGAUGACAGCGAGGAAGAGUCGGAUUCUGACGAGGAAGUGAAAAAGAAGAGCAAAAAGUCAAAGAAGUCCGAGAAGAAGAAGACUAUGAAGAACCGCAAGCAGUCAGCGAGCGACUCCAGCAGCGACGGGUCAGAGGAGGACACCAACGGGGAUCUGUGGGUGGAGAGGACCUGCAUCGACGAACACAUGGUGGGCCCAGAGGCCCCACUCACCCACCUGUCCCAGGACGACAAGCCUCUCGAUUUUGGUCAUGCCCUGCUGCCAGGUGAGGGUGCCGCUAUGGCAGAAUAUGUGAAAGCAGGCAAGCGUAUCCCAAGAAGAGGUGAAAUCGGGUUGACUAGUGACGAAAUCGCAACCUUUGAGAUGUCUGGCUUCGUGAUGAGCGGUAGCAGACAUCGUCGUAUGGAGGCUGUGCGUCUGAGAAAGGAAAACCAGAUCUACAGUGUGGAUGAAAAGAGAGCCUUGGCAUCCUUCAACCAGGGAAAGAGGGAGAGCAAAAUCCUCUCCAGCUUCAGAGAAAUGGUGUACAGGAAAACUAAAGACAAAGAGGACAAAUUAGCCUUUUUGUUCCUCCCCUUUCGGGAACUUUCAGCUUCGGAUAACUUUUUCUCCCAACAUUAUCUUUCGUUGUGUUUAUUUUCUCAUCGUUUCAUGAUUUGAGAAUGUUAUUUUUUUCCUCUUUGUAUUGGGAAUUAGGCUUAUAUUACUUAUAUUUUAAAGCCUCUCUGACACAGU